Molecule: messenger RNA, 1138 nt
Organism: Teleopsis dalmanni
Lineage: Eukaryota; Metazoa; Arthropoda; Insecta; Diptera; Diopsidae
Gene: Nubp1
Product: cytosolic Fe-S cluster assembly factor NUBP1 homolog
Exons: 1
Coding region: 87-1034 (315 amino acids)
Biological process (GO): iron-sulfur cluster assembly
Cellular component (GO): cytosol
Molecular function (GO): ATP-dependent FeS chaperone activity; ATP binding; 4 iron, 4 sulfur cluster binding
Source: RefSeq, a predicted model, not a curated record
CAGAGAACAGCUGAUUUGAGAUUAAAAGCAGCAAAUUGUGUUUAAUUUCACAAUUAAAUUCUAUUUAAAAUUGAAUUCUGUAGAAAAUGCAACAAGAACCAGAAAAUUGUCCCGGAGUGGAAAGUACCAAUGCAGGUAUGGCCAGUGCCUGUCAAGGUUGUCCUAACCAACGAAUUUGCAGUGAUCCAAAUAAAAAAUUGGAAGAUCCGGGCAAGGCUUUGGUUACUGCUUCUAUGAAAGACGUGAAGCAUAAAUUGUUGGUGCUAUCAGGCAAGGGCGGUGUUGGCAAAAGUACAGUGACAAUGUUGCUGACCAGGUACUUAUCAAGCAAAUAUCAUGAACAAAAUUUUGGUGUGCUGGAUAUAGACAUUUGUGGUCCAUCGCAACCGCGUUUGCUUGGUGUUGAAGGAGAGAAUGUACAUCAGUCUGGUUCUGGUUGGUCACCAGUUGGUGUAGAUGAUAAUGUGUGCCUCAUGUCGAUUGGAUUUUUAUUGGGUUCUGCUGAUGAUGCUAUUAUAUGGCGCGGUCCCAAGAAAAAUGGCAUGAUACGACAGUUUCUCAGUGAAGUCGAUUGGGGCAAUUUAGAUAUAUUACUUUUCGACACACCACCUGGCACAUCAGAUGAGCAUCUUUCUAUUGUGUCGUAUUUACGCAAUGAUGGUGAUACUGAAAGUAAACCAUUGCGUGCUAUAAUUGUGACAACGCCGCAGGAAAUAUCAUUAUUAGACGUACGUAAGGAAAUUAAUUUUUGUAAGAAACAACGCAUUCCUAUUGUUGGUGUGAUUGAAAAUAUGAGCACAUUCCGUUGUGGCAAUUGUGGUGAAAACUCUGAAAUAUUCCCUGCAAAAACCGGCGGUGCGAAGACUAUGUGUGAGGAAAUGCAGGUACCUUUUUUGGGCUCAUUGCCAUUAGAUCCAGAAAUCACGAGAGCAUGUGAUUGUGGCGCCGACAUUACGGAGAUAAAAAGUACAACAACUGAAGCGCUGGCUAAAAUAUGUGAUAAUAUAAUGGGUAAACUGACGGAGUCGGAUUAAUAUUUUAUAACGUAAAGUAGUUAUGCAGUUUUUGUUAAUUAUUUGGAUUAGAAAUCUAUAAGAAUUCACAAUAAAAUCUAAAUAAAUUUAUAAUAAUUUACUCA